Microthlaspi erraticum is the source of this 231-nucleotide messenger RNA. Lineage: Eukaryota; Viridiplantae; Streptophyta; Magnoliopsida; Brassicales; Brassicaceae. The record is from the annotation of a GenBank genome assembly.
AUGAUGGUAUCUAAAGCUCCUUCUUCCUCUGUCAAAGCGAUGACUGUCCAAGUUCUUGACAAAAUUGGAGGGAAGUUCUCCAACGAGGAGGUGUUGGUUCGUGCUUAUGGGUGUGGCAGUCCUUCUCCUUUAUUCUGCGGUAAUCCGGGCAUCGACUCACAGGAUGAUGAACAAGACCUCCACGUUGACCAAAUUAGAAGCAGAGCAGAACACAUGAGAUCUUUUGGGUAA